Molecule: messenger RNA, 10499 nt
Organism: Ichthyophthirius multifiliis
Lineage: Eukaryota; Ciliophora; Oligohymenophorea; Hymenostomatida
Product: PH domain protein
Exons: 10
Biological process (GO): protein retention in Golgi apparatus; protein targeting to vacuole
Cellular component (GO): extrinsic component of membrane
Source: RefSeq, a predicted model, not a curated record
AUGUUUGAAACAAUAAUACAUAAAGUACUAAGUUCAAUUGCUGGAGAAUAUAUAUAAGGUUUAGAUUCUGAUAAACUAAAAAUUGGUAUAUUCUCUGGAGAUGUAGAAAUUGAUAAUGUAUCUUUAAAUCCUUAAGUUAUAGAAAUGUUAGAACUUCCUUUAAACUUGAGAUUUUCUAAGAUUGGUAAGCUAAUUUUAAAAGUACCUUUUAAAAACAUAGGUUCUAAGCCAGUUGAAGUAUAUUUAGAUGGGCUUUAUUUGUUAUUAAACCCUAAGAAUUAAAGUGAUUGGACAUUCAAAGACUAUAAAGGGUUGUAAACAAAAAUAAGUCAAAUAGAAACAUUUAUAGCUGAAUGUGUAAAAAAACUUGCUGCAAAGCAAGUAGCAAAAGCUAAAGUUGAAGAAGCCAAUGCUGGAUAUGUCUAAAAAUUAACAAUGAAAAUAAUUGAUAACAUUCAAAUAUGUGUAAAAAAUAUUCAUGUAAGAUACGAAGACACUAUUACUAAUAAAUACUCUUGGGGGUUCAGUCUUGAUAAGAUAGAUAUAUUUACUACUAAUAAAAAUGGAGAAAAAGUAUUUGUUGAUAGAACUUUAUCGGAAAAUAAAAAUGAAUCCAUGAGAAAAUUACUCAUGAUUUCCAAUGCUGGAAUUUAUUGGAAUGCUAAAGAAAGCUAAAUGAUUUCGUAUUAAGAUGAUAAAAUAAAAGUUGAAAAAAUGGCAGGAAUGAUUUUGCGAGAAGGUCAAGAAAAAACUCAAGAACCGGUUGAGUUCUUAAUUAAGCUAAGUUCUUAAAUUAAACUGAAUAUGAAUAAUAAAGGAGAUUUUAAUAAACCUGAAAUUGAUGUUUCUCUUAAUGUUGAAAAGAUAAACUUACAACUUUCUCAAAAACAACUUUAGUAAAUUAUUAUGCUUACGGAAUUUUUCUCUAAAUAUUCAACCUAACGUUAGAAAGAAAGGAAAAAUGAAUAGUAAAUCAGUAAAGAAGAAAUAGCAAAAUAGGAGGAAAUAUUUGCGAAGUAUUUAAUGAAAAGAUUAACUAACGAAAAAGAUAAGUCGCUUACUUGCUUAUCCAUAAGUGAAAAAUCUGAAUACGAAAAUUCAAUAAUUGUUUUAGAUAUUGAAAAUCUCUUUAAUUAAGCAAAAAAAGUUGUACUUGAAGCAUAAAAAGAAAUGAAAAAAAAAGAAAUGGAAAAGAGAAAAUCGGAAGAAAAAAAAGGCUUUUUCGGAAGGUGGUUUGGAACUGGAUCUUCAUAAGAAGAAGCUGAAAAUAUGCUAUCAGAAUAAGAUAAAACUGAAAUUCAAUAAUUUGUAAAUGAUAAUUUCGGAACUGAUGUAAUUGAUGCUCCUGAUAUUAUUAGACCUAAAGAAUAUGUAUAUUUAAUAAUAAAUUUCAAUUUAUAAGGUGCAGGUAUUAUUUUGAGCAAUAAAAUUGGAGAUGAAAUAUAAAGUUUAGAAUUUUCAUUAAAUUCAAUAGGCGGAUCACUAAAAUUAAGAGAGAAUAAUAUGGAAUUGGAUGUAAAUUUAGAUAACAUAGAAUUAAAUAUGAUUGAUUAUCAUAUAAAUUUAAAUCAAGAGAAAAAAAUAAGCAUUUUAAGUCCAAAAAUAAAAAAUUCUAAUAAGCCUUUAAUAGAAUUUAAGUUAGAAUAAAAACCAAUUUCUAGGCCUCAUAUUGAUUAAGAAAUAACUGUUUAUAUGAGGUCAGUUCGUUUUGACUAUAAUAGUAGGUUUGUAUUUAGAAUACAGUAGUUUUUCGAUGUUAAAGUUUCAGAUUAGGAUCUAAAGGAAGCUCUAAAUAAUAAGAUAAAUGAAUAAAUUAUUGAAAAAUAAAAAUCUUUAGAAGAAAGUAUGAAAGGAACUUCAACUCUAGCACUUAAUGUGAAGUUGGAAUCUCCAAUUUUAGUUAUUCCUUUCAAAACCGAUGGAUCAUUAAUGAAUGAAUGUUGGAUAGUUAAUUUGGGUGAUUUGGAAGUUAGAACUAAUCCUGAAGUUUUAAGAGAAAAUAUGACUGAUGUUGAGAAGAUUUAUGAUAAAUAUGAUAUUAGUUUGACAUAAAUAAAACUAUCUUAUUUCCCCUAAAUCUAAUUUUAUAAUUAAUGUGUUGAAUAGUUUGAAAAAGAUGGAAAUAUGCCCCCUACACCUUAAGGUUUGCUUGCUAGAUAAAAUACUAUUGAAGAUUUUAAAAUUACUUUGUAAGUAACUAUAGUUAAAUAUCCAGCUUAAAAAAAAGUGAAAGAUCCGAACAUUCUUGUAAAGGGAGGAAUUGAUUAAAUAAUGCUGAAAUUAAAUCCUUAAAUAUAUAAAAGGAUUUUGAAUAUUGGUUAAUGCUUUGUAGUAGAUGAUUAAGAUAAAAAUAAAAAUGAACAAAAAAUAGAAAAAGUAGUUGCUACAAAAUAAUAACUUUUAAAAAAUUCUAUAAAAACUGGUAUAGUUUUUAAAAGAAGUUCAAAGUUAAAGAAUUGGGAAAAAUUUACUGCAGUAUUAUCUGGAGGAUAUAUUUAUUUCUUUGAUAAUCCAAAAGCAACUGUUCCUGAAGACUAUGCUUGGGUAAAAGAUUCAACAAUAACAAGACAAGAUGAGAAUUUUGUAGGAUUCAAAAAUGCUUUUCAUAUAUCAAAUAGAUAUACUGAUUUAUAUAUGGCUUGCGAUAAAGAUAAAAAUACCUAAUAAUGGAUAGAAGCUCUUGAAUAAGUAAGGACUAUAAAAUAAAUGAAUAUUGAAGAUGAAUUUAGUGAUUUAGAAGAUGCAGAAAGCUAAGCUUUGAAAAGUAAAGAAAAAGAAAAUAAUAAAGGAACAGAGGAAGAAAAAGUUGAUUAUAAUAAAAUUUAAGUUGAAGCUCAUUUUGAAUUAGGAAAAGUUUCUUUAUAAAUGUAUGAUGAAAAAAAAUUUCAAGAUCAACCUUUUUUGGUCUUCUAAACUAAUAAAUUAUCUAUUUAAUACAUUUAGCAGAUGUAAUUUAUGAGUGUUUAAUUGGGAUUAGGAGGUAUGUUUUUACAUGAUUACAUUUAUGAGUAUAAAGAUGGCAGAAUCAAAGAUUUUAUUACUAGUAAGUAAGAAGGAGAUGAUGAUAUGCAACUAAUUACGAUUAAAUUAAUCAAUUUAGAAAAAAAUCAUCCUGAUUACAAAAAUAUUGGAAUUAAUUUAGAUGUUUCAUUUCAUAAAUUGAUUAUUAAUUUUAAACCUGAUACUUUAGCAAAAGUUAUGCUUUUUAUUUAAACUUAGGAUAAAGACCAAGAUUAAUAAAUAAAUCAAUAAAUGAUUAAUUAAUUAGAAAAUGCCUAAAGUAUGAAUGGUGGAGAAGGAGAUUCUAUCAAAUAAUCAUAAACUUUGGCAUCAACUAAAGAUACAAGUGUAGUUGAAACAUAAGCUUUGUAAGAAAAUCAAUCUAUUUUAUUAUAGGCAAAAGUAUGUAUUUCUGAAAUUAAAGUUGUUUUAAUUAAUAGAAGAACUAAACUUAGUAUGGCCGAUAUUUCUUUGAAAUAAACUUAAUUGGUUUUUAAUAAAAAAUCUGAUGAAAUAUUGCUAGAUGGAACAUUAGGUAACCUACAAGUAAAUGAUUUAACAAAUUAUCCAUAAACUAUUUACUUGGAAGAUGAUUGGAAUAAAAGUAAACCUUAAGAGUUGGUAGGAUUAUUAAAAAAAUAAGGAAGCGAGAGUUUAUUAAAAGUUUAAUUUAGAUAACUUUCUGAAGGUUCAAACAAAAUAUAAGAAGAUAAUAAUGCUACUUUUAUAAAAGUUGAUAUAAGUUCUAUUCAUAUAUCUUAUUCAUAAAGACCUAUUUUAAGGCUUUUAGAUUAUUCUCUUGUUUAAUUAUUAGGGCCUUUAAGUACUCCGGAAUUGUAUACAGAUGAAGAACUUAAUAUGUAAUAAAAACAAGAAAUGAGAGAAAAAGAAAAUUAAGCCAAAGAUCCUACUAUAUUAUUAAAAAAAUAAGGAAGAAAUUAAAUAAUAAAAUAGGUUUUAAAUCCUAAAGGAAUGGAUUUACAUGUUACUAUAUAAAAUCCUCUCAUUAGUCUAAAACCGAAUCCUUAAUCUGAAGAAUACUUAGAAAUAGAUUUGGGAUUAAUAAGAAUAAUAAAUAUAAGAGAAAAAAGUUCUAAUAGAUUGUUAGAUUGCAAAUUAAAAUAGGAAGUAAAAUAAACUUAUAGUGAGAAUUAUAAAAUCUGUAUUGAAUAAAUGUAAAUUAGAAUAAUUAGAAGCAAUAAAGUUGAUGAAAUGACAAAAUAAUUCAAUUAUAAUGUAAAUAUUAAUAUGGCUCUUUUCUCUAAUGAGUUAAAAUACUUAUAUGGAGAUGAUAUUGCUAUUGAUAAUACUAUGUUUAUGCAUAACUAUGUAUCUCCAAUUAUAUUUAGAAUGUCUAAUUCUGAUUAUAAUUUGGUUAUGAAAUGUCUAUUCCAUAAUAUUACUUAUGAUGAUAAUUGUGAUAAGUUUAUGAUACAUGAUUGGGAAAGAAACUAGGAAGCUUAAGUAAUUAUUUAGAAGAAACAAAAAGAAGAGGAGAAGAGACUUUAGUAAUUAAAUGUAAAAAAUUAAGAUUAUUAUAAAGAAAAGGGAGGCAUUUUCUUUUAAUUGGAUGUUGAGAGUUUUUCGAUUUUCGCUUUAGAUUAAAAAAAUAUUCCUUUUGCAAGAAUAUCAUUAAAUAAAAUGAGGGUUUAUUAAAUUAUUGGAGAAAAAAUGCUAACGUCGUUAUAUGCAAAAACUCUAAAUGGUUCAUUCUUUUAUUUCGAUCUUUUUAAAGACUAAUAUGUUGAGUAAGGAUUACUUGGAGAUUUGAAUGUGUAGAGAAAUUAUGAUAAAGAAUAAAUUAAUGAUUUAAGCUUUUUAGUCUUAUAAAGUCUUAAUUAACCUAGUGAUUAGGUAAUGCUUUAAUAAUCAGAUAAAUUUGCUUUUGAAGAAUAUGAUAGUGUGGAAAAUGCUUUGAAAAAUGAUAAAUUUUAAAUUGUUUAUGAAUUGGAAAUGCUUGCUAAUGGAGAUAAAGUAAUGUAUGUCCUUGUUGCAGAUUUCAAACUAAUUCUUAAAACAGGCCCUUUACUUAAACUAGCAAGCUUUGCUAUUAUGGAUGCUAGUGUUUAACCUCCUCCGCCCGUUUAUAUAGUAGAAGAUACUUAAGAAUAAUUAGAAAUGAGACAAAUAAGAAAUAAAGAAAUUGAAUAAUUUUAAAAAUCGAUAGGAGGAAAAAUGCUAAUAGAUGUAAAGGUUAAAAAUGUUAUUAUUAGUACACCAUGUGCUGAUGGGGCUAAUUUAUUAGCAAUAAGAGGAGAGUUCGAUAUAAAAGUUGAGUUUUCUCAAGCUUAGUCAUUGUAAUAUAUAAAAUAAGAAAUACAAACAAAUAAAAGUACUUUAGAAAAUGCUUAUUUACUUAAUUAAACGGGUAUGAUAAAGGCUAUACUUUCUGAUUUGGAAAUAUUUAUCUGUAAUGAGAAUGAAUUAAAAAAUAAAAAUUUUAAAAUGGUAAACAAAAGAAAUAUUUUGCUUCCUUUAGAUUUGGUAUUUUAAAAAAAUGACUAUUUAUCGUUGACUAGUUUGUAAUCUUAACUUUUCUUUAAUAAAACUAAAAUGAACACUAGUUUGUAAAAAACUUCGUUUAGAGUAUCCUUUAGAGAUAUUACUCUUAUUCAAAAUACUAUUAAUAUUUUACUUGCUGAUAUGCAAGAAAAGCAUCCCACAUAAUAAAAUUAAAAAUAGGAAUAAAUUAAAGAAGAAGAAUAAUAAUAAACUGAAGGAUAAAAUGAAAUAUAAUAAUAAGAAAAAGUAAAUAAAUAGUAAUAAAACGUUGACACUGAUCAACUUUUAACUGAUGAAGAAAGAAUAAAAAGGGAAAUUUAAGAAUAAGAAAAUAAAAUAGAUAAGUUAGCUAAAAAUGAAUCAUAAAUCAAUGAAAUGAUUAUUGAAGCAAAUUUUGAAGGAUUCUAAAUUGUUAUUAUUAAUGAUAUUAAUAACGCAUUUGUACCAGUUCUUGAUUUUAAUAUUUUUGAAAUGGCUGUUCUUUUUACUUAAAAUAAUGUCUAAAUAAAGGUGUCUACUAUUAUAUAAUUUAGUGCUGAAUAUUAUAAUCCAAAAGUGAGCUUAUGGGAACCUAUAAUUGAGAAAGUUGGAUUUAAUAUAGAUUAUUUAUAGAGUGAAUUUAAUAAUCCUCGAUAAUUAAUAACUGUUGAAUUAAAUUAAAAUUACGAAAUAUUUAACUUAACUUUUUCGACAUAAUUUUUGAGUGUAUUAACUAAGACCACAAAAACUGUAAGGACAAACAUUAUCCCAAAAAAUUAAUAAUUUGAAACUGCACUUACAGAUGUAUAAUAAGGAAACGUAAUUGAUAUGAUUAGAAAAUAAAGCUAAUAAGAUGAAGAGCUUUUUUAACAUAUAUCACCCUAUACUAUUAGAAAUGAAACAGGGUAUACUAUUGAUAUUGAAACUGAUUUAUCUAGUUAAAAUAUGAAUAUCAAAAAGCCAAAUUAUAAAGAAUAAAAAAUAUACAAAAUGAGCUUAGAAAACUCUAAUGAAAAUAACUUUUAGGUCGAACUAGAUGAAUCAUAAAUGUUAUAAGUACUUAGUGAUUCAAGAGAAACUCAUGUAUUUAAAAAAAAUAGUGAAUAAGUAAAAAUAAGAGUAAAUGCUCCGAAUAAAAAUAUAGAUUUUAUAGAGUAAAUAGACCUUGAUAAAGUAAGAAAUAGGUUAAGACCUUGCAAAUAAAAUAAUUAAAAAUAAUUUGAUAUUAUAACUGAAGUUAAAUUGGAUAAUAUUUCUUUGAAAAAAGUGCUUAUUAUUUCUUCUCCUUAUGUGCUAAGAUGUGAUUGUGAAUAAUAAAUAAAAAUUAAUAUUUUUAAUUAAUAAAAGGAACUUAUAAAGACUGUAGAUUUAAGCAAAGGUGAAAAAUAUCCAGUACCUGUAGAUUUAUGUUCUGGUUCAUUUAGUUUAUCUUUUGCUUCAUAAAUAAACUAAUAGAAUAAUAAUUUAUAAAAUAAAUUAGUAUUUGAUAAACUUGCAUAAAAUUUUAUUAAUAAAGCUGAAGAAGUAGUGUUUUAAGAAGAACAUUUCUUUUUGAUGUUAAAAGUAAAUAAAGAUUUAGAAAACAACAAAAAAACUAUUUUUUCUAUAGAACCACCAUAUAGAAUUAAAAAUUGCCUUCCAAAAACAUUAUUAAUAUAAUUUAUAAAUUAAAGAAAAAUAACUGCUACAACUUAACAAAUAGCUUGCGGCAAAAACUUUGAAGUUUAUAAUAUUUCAUAAAGAAGAUAAGCCUAUCUUAAAAUAAAUAUUCCAGGUCUCUUUUGGAGUAAUGAAGCAAAGGUUUCAGGAGAUAAAAUACUUGAUAAAAUACUAAUUAAAGAUAUUAAUGGAAAUUCUAGUGAAAUUUCUAUUCACAAAAAAUAAGCUAAGGACGAAUAAUAAGUUGAAGGUUGUAAAUAAUUUUAUAUUUAUUGUAAAGGAUAUAUGAUAAAUGAAUCGCCUUAUUAGUUGAAUGUUUAUACUUCCAAAUCAGAGAAAACUGACUUAAAUAAAGCUAGAAUGGUUGGAGGAUAAUCUAAAAUAUAUCCAGAAGAAAAUUUGAACAGAAACAUAGUGUUAUUGGGAGAAGAAACAGGAAAUUAUUUAUAAUUAGCAGAUACAGAAUUCAGUAAAAUAUCAAAAAGUGCUAAUAUAGUAGGUGUAGGGUAAACUUAAAUUGAUUUAUAUACAAAAAAUAUUGAUAGUGAACCUAUUUACUAGACUAUGGGUAUAGAUGUAUCUUUGAAAAAUCUAGAUUAUGAUGAAAAAAUUUUCUCUAAAGUAAUAACAAUAUCUCCAAGAUUUAUUUUUGUAAAUAAAACUGGAAAUUUAUUAGAAAUAAGAUAAAAAGGAGUUGAAAAUAAAAUAAUAGGGAUUGAAAAAAAUUCAAGAAUUCCUCUUUAUUGGCAUAAUGAUGAAAAGAGUAAAUUUUUAAAUGUAAGACUUAUUGAUGAAAAUAAAGACUGGAAUUGGAGUGGAAACCUAAAUGUUUAAGAAUUGGGAACUGUGAACUUUUUAUGUAGAAAUGCUUAGGAUAAAAUGGAACUUUUGUUUUUAAGAAUCGAUGUUAGAGAUGAUAAAUCUAAUAUUUUUAUUGUUAUUGAAAAAGUUUAAGAUAAUGAAAGACCUUAUUUAAUUUAAAAUCUUUCACAAAAAGUUAAAAUAGAACUUACUGAUUAUGGGGUCAUUUUAAAUAAUGCAAGUUCAGAUAAGCUAAAUGAUAAUUAGUUUUAUAAUUUAUCUUGGAACGAACCAUUUGAUAAAGAAAGGAAAAUUCUUACCCUUAUUUCUCCGUUUGAUGGUAAAUUUGAAAACUAUUAACUCAAUUUAACUCCUGAUCAUAUCUAUUAUUAAGAUAAAAUCAUGAUUGCACCUAUUGAUGAAAAAGAUAAAAAAAAAAUCAAAAUAAAUGCUCUUUAUUUAAAAUGGUCAGUUGAUAUUGAUGGAUUUACAAAAAUAAUAAAAUUUGAAGAUAGUUCUUUAGACGAAGCAGUUACUUAAAAAGAAAAAAAAUAAUUGAGAGCUAAAAUCCUAAAAUAAUAAGAAUAGAAAAGAAAAGAAUUAGAAAAAAGAGAAAAAAAGGAAAAAAAAAAUAAAAAUAAAAAUAAAAAGCAAGAAGAAAAUAAACAAGCAAUAGAUUUAGAAUAAAAUACUCAACAAACAAUCCAAACUGAUUUAAAUGAAAAUGUAAGUUCAGAAACAUUAGAUACAGAAGUUAUAAGACUUCAAUAAAUUAGUGUAUCUUUGAAAAGCUUUGGUGUUUCAGUAGUUUAAAAUCAUCGCUUUUCCGAAAAACCAAAAGAAGUUUUAUAUAUAACUUUAUAAGGUACUGAAGUAAUUAUGAUAACAAGGGAAGAUGUGAAAAUAACUUAGGCAAGAAUAUAAUUAAUUAAUAUAGAUUCUAAUAGUUAAUAUGCACUUAAUAAUCCUGUAAUAUUUACUCCUAUGAAAUUCGGUAGUUAUCUAAAAAAAGAUUCAAAUAAAAAUUUCAUAAAUGUGUUAAUUGAAUAAAAUCUUCUUGCUAAAAAUAUCGUUUUAUAUAAUAAUUUGACAGUUGAUAUUGAUCCUUUUGCUGUUAGGAUUGAUGAAUAAUUUAUUAAUGUAAUUUUGGAUUUCUUAAACGCUGUAGGGGAGGCUUAAUAUGAUUAUGAAGAAUAAUAAAUUAAUAGUUUAGAAGAAUAUUCUAGCGAAGAAAAAUAAAUUGAAUAAUAUAAAUAAUAGAAAUUUAAAUGGUAAGUAUGUGAAAUUCCUCCAACUUCAACUCCAACUUUUAUAAAUUAAUUAAUUCUCUCAAAUAUAGAAAUAAGCCUAACUUUUAGCGCUAAACUAAAAACAAAUGAUGAAAUGUCAGGAUUAUCUAUACUUAAGUCCAUUUUUACGGCUUUAGGAGUUGCUUUUGCUAAUAUUGAUGAAGCUCCUUUAAGUUUGAGUGGAAUAAAAUUAAUAAACUGUUUCGAAACUAUACCAGGAAUAUCAAACAAACUCAUGGCUCAUUAUAAAAAUCAAGCAAUAACUUAAAUAUUUAAAGUUUUUGGAUCUUUGAAUGUUAUUGGCAAUCCAGUUGGAUUAUUUAAAAAUAUCUCAACAGGAGUUAUUGACUUAGUAGAAAAGCCGGCUGAAGGAUUUGCUAAAGGACCUUUAGAAGGAGGUUUAGGAAUAGCUUAAGGAGCUGGAUCUUUGUUAAAAAAUACAAUGGCUGGAGCUUUUAAUUCAGUAAAUAAGAUUACUGGUUCCAUAUCUAACGGUAUAUCAGCUUUAUGUAUGGAUGAGGAAUAUUUAUAAGAAAGGGAAAAAUUAAGAUCGAAAAAACCUAAACAUAUCGGAGAAGGAGCAAUUCAGGGAGCAACAUCAAUAGUAUCAGGCAUUGCUUAAGGUAUUGCAGGUGUAUUUUUAUAACCAUUCCAAGGCGCGAAAAAAGAAGGAGUAUUAGGAUUCUUUAAAGGGGCUGCGAAAGGAAUCGCAGGUCUCGUAGUUAAGCCUAUUACUGGAGUUUUAGAUGCCGCUUCGGCAGCUACUGAAGGAAUAAAAAAUACUAUUACUUAUGGUGACGAUAAACCUAAUGAAUCUAGAUUAAGGGCUCCUAGAAUAUUCUAUGGCAAAGAAUAAUUCUAUAAAGAAUAUAUUGAUUUAGAUGCAGGAAUUAAAGUUGCGAUGCAAUUAGUUUCUAAAGGCAAAUUUGGUAAUGCAGAUUUCUUAUAGUCGUUUUUGAUUAUUCCUGAUAAGAAUAAACCUGAUAUUAAAUUUAUUCUUGUUAUUACUUAUGAUGUUAUUAUGUUAUUUGAAUAUGCAAAGAAAAAGAAAUAAUGGUAUAUUGAAACUGAAAUUUUAUAGAAUCAUGCCUUAAAGGAUAAGGGAAUUCAUUUUACAACUACUAAAAAUAUUAAAAAGAUUAAUAAAAAGCAAAUUUAUAUUGAAAUUAAUGAAGAAUAAUAGAAAAAUUAUAUAAAUGAAUAACUAUCUUAUUUAAAAGCUUAAUUAGAUGAAGAAAAGAAAAUCAAAGAACAGGAAAAAUGAAAAAU